Messenger RNA from Mizuhopecten yessoensis (Yesso scallop), 1179 nucleotides. Its product is annotated as probable transcriptional regulatory protein TM1040_1893. The record is from RefSeq and is a predicted model, not a curated record. The coding region runs from base 535 to 1179 and encodes 214 amino acids. Lineage: Eukaryota; Metazoa; Mollusca; Bivalvia; Pectinida; Pectinidae. Gene Ontology annotation, cellular component: mitochondrion. The transcript is spliced from 4 exons.
UAUUGACCAUAUCGAUCCAAGACAGUAAGUUAGGCCUACCCAAAUUUCCUAAGGGGAGUGGUGGGAACGGAACCCAGAAAAACUUCCUGUGGCAGGCAUAAAAAACUCACCUCUAUUUACACCUUUUGGCUGAUUAAGAGUAGGGGCAUGCCUUCUUUUUAUACAGCAUUGAGUCACCUUAACCCAAUAAAGGUCGUGGCAUUUUAAAGGAAAAGCUGACGAACGUACGACAUACUCCGCGCCACGGCGUAAGCUAUCCUAACAUUACCCUUUCCCAGUUGUAGGCAGAUGGAAGAUAACUCUCGUUUUAUUUGAACCAUUUCCGGUCACUACCUAAUUCACGCUUUGGAAGGGCAAACAGUCACGGACUUGAAUUGCAUAGGUUCGAAUCACGUUUCGCUGAAGGAUAAAGAGUGGGAAUUGAAAAGGAAAGCCCUGUUAAUGAAGGACAGUUCAUCACCUGCCAAUGUGGCGGUGAAAAAAGUGUAAUCAUUGAACUUUCCCCCAGAGAGCUAGAAACUGAUUAUUGAAAUAAUGAAUAAAGUACUUGUAAAGCAGACAUACUUGUGCAGGAGACAGAUUUAUUCUAUUCUGCAAAGGAAUUAUUUAUUCUCUAAUAAUGUGAUAAAUUUAAGCACCUCAUCAUCUUGUGUAUUAGACAAAAGAAAGACUGUUUCUCCUAAAACGAGAUGUGGGAUUGAUAUAGGACGGUAUGGAUGGUUGCCAUGCCAACACUUAGUGGCAAACAUUCACACAACUACCAACUCUAUGGCUGGACACAAUCGCUGGUCAAAUAUCAAACACAUCAAGGGACGAUCAGAUGACAAACGAGCAACCCUGUGGGCUUACCAUCUUCGUACGAUAAAAGGAGUCCUUCAGCAAAAAAAAGAACUUGAUCCAAAAUUCAAUCCAGAACUCGCCAAAUGCUUAGAUGCUGCUAAGAGGGCUGGCGUUCCAACUGAUGUGCUGAAUAGGGCAAUGGUCAAAUUAAGGCGUGCAGACUUGAAGCCAUACUUGCUGUUAGCGGAGAAUGCUGAAGGGGUUGGAGUACUUCUGCAUUGUAUGAUCACAGAGGAACAUGAACUCAAACUGCUCCAUUCUCCCCUCAGGAAGAAAGGGUUCGUGUUUCAUCAAUCAUUUUCAGUCAGUUCCAGAUAUUUUCUUAAAAAUGAAAGAUAG